CGACGCCUCGCUUUCCAUUGUCUCCUCCGUCGCCGCGCUCCUCAGCCCCGCCGCUGAUUCCCCCCUUUCUUAACCAUAUCGCCCCCAUCCUGCCUCAAUGAUUGCUGUACAGAAGCCCCCGUCAAUGUUUUCCUCGCCAAUCUUCCGUCCAACCCACGCACGGCACCCCUCGGCGCCCGUCGUCGUUCGGCCGUCGCACACACCCGGUGUCCUCAACAUCUCCAAGCCACCAUCACACUCUGCUCCUAGGCCACAGCUCGCGCAGGCGCAGCCUCGGGCUCCCCGUGCUUCCCCUAAGAGUAAGCCGCAACAACGGUCGCUGCAGCCUACGCAGACACAAGCUGCCCCCGUUGAGAGGCCGAAGGCCCUUAACCCCUCUCCUGCUAAGGCGGAGCAGCCUUCUACGACGAACGACAAGCCCCCUCGAGGACGGAAGCAGCACAAGCAGCCCAAGGAUGCUGGUGGCAGGGAUAACUCUGUCUCUCCCUCCAAUGUCGUCGCGCGGCGACACGCCCAUCAACCCUCCCCUUCCCCUAGGAUACCCUCGCCUUCGAAGGCGGCCCCCGCCUCUCGAGUCCGGGUCUCUUCAGUCAAGCCUGAGGACAAGACCUCGACGGACCCGUUCACCGACGACGCCAAUGCUUCCGCUCAGGAUGGCAAGGCCGACGGCAAGGCUUUCCGCUCGCCCCCCAAGCUGAGUUCGCAGCCAUCCGGCAAGCUUGCCCGCCGUCGCCAAGCCAGCGCACAGCUUUUGGACUCCCCUACUCCGAGGCUCCCAUCCCGCCGCAAGGGUCGUGCUCAGGGCGAGACGAUUGCCCCCUUGCAGUCGGCUUUCCCCACUUCUCUCCCGCCACGCCAAGCCAGCGCUGAUAUGACCUCGCUUCGCUGGGACAGCUUCCCCAUAUGCGAUGACUCGUCUGACUUUGGGGAUGACAGCGACGUCUCUCCCCCCACGACCCCCAUUCGGGAGGUUUCUACAGUUCCUCAUAGGGCGAAGGGAACGUGGCUGCAGGAGAAGUACGGUGUAGACGACGCUCCCCGCACCGCCCCGAUGGCGUCGACGUCAGGCUUCCCCUUCUCAGGACAAAGCCCGUGCUCGACCCCUACACCUGCGCAGCGCCGACGCAACCAUCGCCGGGUUCCCAGCGAAGGGGUAUUCGCGAUGUCGACGGAUGAGGAAUCCCCCUCGUCCUCCGUCUCUGACCUCUUCGAGUCCAUACGGCAGAAGAUUCGAUCCCCGGUGUCCAUCCCCCGCCAGCGUUGUUUCACCGUUCCGACUGGCACGCCGUCGUCCUUCGGGGCUUCUUCCUCGGAUCAUACGAUCUCAUCAUCCGCUCCUUCCGCGACCGGUUAUUUUGCAGGCUCGGUCUUCCAAAAUUCGCCAAGUCCGGACGAUCUCCCCGCGCCCUCGUUCUAAUGGUGUAAUUGUAUCAUAGCUCAUAGAAUUCGUCAAGUGUAGAGCCCGGACCAAUUGGUCCCCUUAGACGCUGUGUUACCGUCGCUGACCUCGAAUACUCCGCCACCUUGAAGCCCCAGCGUCGACCGCUUAAUGUCUUCCUGUCCCCCACACUACUCUCCUAUCUCGCCCAUCCUAUCCGCCGCCGUCGCCGCGUACGACAUCGUUUUGGCGCCGAGCGCUGGCCGACGUAACAUUAUUUCUUGGUAUCAUUAUUCCUUCGACGUUGCCUUCGUAUUAUCUACGCAUCAGCAUCAGCGACCCUCUGGCUUCCGAUUUUUUCGGGCUCUUCACUCAUCGAUUUCCCACUACACCUCCGGCAUCUACCACGGUCAUCGGCUCCGUCGACUAGGACAACUGCGCGCUUUCACCCCCACAUCAUAGAUACCCCGCCUAUUGCUGGGUCAGCUGGCGACGCUGGCAUUCAUACCCCACCGUCGUCGCACAGGUUCCUUUGGUCCUCGACUACGUCGCGGAUCAAGGCUACUGCCCAUUCUCUUCCUUCCAGUGUAUAUUUCACCCCUACUCGACUCAUGGCUUCGUCGACCCUUAACUUGUGACAUUACAUCUCGGCUCCCGUUGCCUGCUCUCGCAUUUCCAUCGCAUCGCAUCGCAUCUCGUCCCCUUCCCUCCUCCGCCAAUCUGCUCUACCCGGUCGGCCGCCCCACACUUUCAGGCUGCCCGGCGUUGUACAACAGACAUAUAGACGAGUCAGAGAAGAUGAAAGAAGAACAUCAAUAUUGCGUCAAAAACCUCGACUAUAUGGUCGGCUGGAGGGCCGAUCUCGCGUAUAUUUAUACAUCUCCCCCCGGGUCCGCAUUGUCGGGACGAUUUUCAGUGGCUUUGCCCAGGGGCUAGUAUCCGUCUUCCCUUCUCUUGGCUGGCAAAUCGUUCCCUUCAUGUGUCUUGGGUUCUGGGACUUUGGUUGUGUUUAUUACCUUUCCUCCUAUCGUACUGUAGCGUGGCGUCCUUGUUAUUUCCUGGCGUCAGCGAUAUGUCCCAUUUGUCUCGCAUCCCGUUCCCCCUUGUCUCGUUUACGAUGUUGGCACGCCUUUCUUUUCUUUCCGCCGUCCUUCCAGCACGAUUCUUUCUGCAUCGUCACUUCAAUUUUUUGGCAUGUUGCCGCAUAGUGUAUCAAUAUUACCCCCUCAUCCUCAUUGCCGCCAAUCUUCUGCGCUUGCAAAUUGUGCACUAGUAUCCUCGGCUAAUGUCUCUCGCGGCGUCUUCGCGAUUGCGGCUAGCCAAUUCCCUACCGUACAGUUACUGCCAUAUUGUCUAUCUCCCGCCAGCUCCAUCCCGUUCCAUCGUCAUUCCACGUCUAUGUCGCUUCAUGGGGCAUGGUCGAUACAUGGAUGUUGGUGAACGUGAUUGGCUUUGCUUCUUCGUCUUGUUUCAAUACUUGCCACACAUACCCAGCCACUCCUCCUCAAGUAUUACUACCCCUCUUGUCCCCGGGAUAUUGCCAUCGCUCGUGCCUCCGCUAGGUGAUGGGCGACUGUACAUACUCUGGCGACUCCUGGAGCCUCCGUUUCCCUUGUCUCCGCCGUACACAAUCUGGAGGUUCGCGUGCGUACCUUUGGUUUGCCCGCGGCGGUUACCCACACCCUCCCUUCCGACGCUCGUUGCUUGCCAUGUCCAUUUGUCUCAUAUAUCGACAGCAUAGAAAUGUGAAUCCCGUUGUUCCUGUUCCAUUCUUCCGAUUUCUUGGACUCCCUCGCGUCGCGCCUGGUUCCCUCGGUUCCACUGUGUUCGUACCGUCCAUCCAUCGCAUGCCUCUCCGGUUCGUCGUCAAGCAUCGUCGCAAGAAUCUCGUAUCGCACUGCCUCGUCCGCUUCCAUCUGUACACUGCUGCAUCAUCUCUAUCUUCACCCGCAUCUGUACACUUCCAACGCACGCAUCACUGUACCACUAUUACUCUAGACUCCACCUACCUGGUCGACCGCCGCCGUCGAACGCUGCUUCGGCCAAAACGGGCAGCUGUACUAUCAGCGACGUUGCUGUCGCCCCUUAUGCUUCCAUCUUCCCCUCGACAUCCCUCCUAUGCGCAGCACAUUCACGAUAUGCGGUCUCUGGGAGCUAGUUGUGUCGGUAGCUGCCGACAGGCAGAUGGUGGUGUGGACGGGCAGUCGGGGGACGAUCGCCUCGGGGCGGCAGGAUGGCGGCGGGCGAGAGGAGGAACCGUGGUGUGGAUUGUUCGUCUGUGACUCUUGUUUGGUACGUUGUCUUCGUGAGGUGUGUGCGGGUUGUAGAUCGUGUACGUGAUGAAGUUGUCUGGUGUUGAUGGUUACGUGGUGUUAGUUCCCCAUGGAUGGUUUGAUUCGUAUACGAUAAGUUCUAGGAUUCUGUCUAUUGUCUAGGCUUCUUGUUCCGUAUGUAUGAACCAACGCCCGAAUAUGAUUGUUUCUGCAUGC
Molecule: messenger RNA, 3867 nt
Organism: Dichomitus squalens LYAD-421 SS1
Lineage: Eukaryota; Fungi; Basidiomycota; Agaricomycetes; Polyporales; Polyporaceae
Exons: 4
Coding region: 98-1417 (439 amino acids)
Source: RefSeq, a predicted model, not a curated record